Molecule: messenger RNA, 351 nt
Organism: Fusarium poae
Lineage: Eukaryota; Fungi; Ascomycota; Sordariomycetes; Hypocreales; Nectriaceae
Exons: 1
Coding region: 1-351 (116 amino acids)
Source: RefSeq, a predicted model, not a curated record
AUGGAUCCUCGCAAUGUUAACGAAGCGACAUUGGAAGAAGCAAUUCAAAUCAGCAGAGACCUCGAAGAGGGAUACCGAACAGUCGCAAACCCACCGCCAACUCGACCUAGGCUCUGGGAUAACUUUGUCGAUAUUGAACUGGAUGACGAUACGUCGAGUGAGGAUAUCGAGGGACAUGAGUACCGGAUCAUGUAUCCGCAGCCUGUGACGAGGUCAGGAAAGGCGGCUGGGUGCUGUUUUAUCGGCUGUACGCUCACUUUGGCAUUACUUGUUAUUGCUUUCUUGGUUAUUUUUGUUCUUGCAAUGGUCGAGGCUGUCAAGGAAGGCAACGCGAAAAAGAUACCGCAUUAG